Molecule: messenger RNA, 1645 nt
Organism: Ilex paraguariensis (yerba mate)
Lineage: Eukaryota; Viridiplantae; Streptophyta; Magnoliopsida; Aquifoliales; Aquifoliaceae
Source: the annotation of a GenBank genome assembly
CUGCGAUCGAUGGUACGGAAAUCAUGUGGUUCCCGUUCUGGAGAUCCAGAGAUCGAUUCUCUUUGGACGAACUCAGAUAUCUAACCGAUCAGAUAAUGAAGGUUCAAAUAGUUAAUGAUGUUAACAAGGAUUUUGUGAUUGAGGCACUGAGAUCAAUAGCAGAAUUGAUAACAUAUGGUGACCAACAUGAUACAGCCUUUUUCGAGUUUUUUAUGGAGAAACAGGUCAUGGGGGAGUUUGUGCGUAUACUGAAAAUUAGUAGAACUAGUAUUGUUUCACUUCAGUUAUUGCAGACAAUGAGCAUUAUGAUCCAAAACCUAAAAAGUGAACACUCUAUAUAUUACAUGUUCAGUAAUGAACAUAUUAAUUAUUUUAUAACUUAUUCCUUUGACUUCCGCAAUGAAGAGCUAUUGUCUUUCUACAUAUCCUUUUUGAGAGCAAUAAGCGGAAAGCUGAACAAGAAUACGAUUUCUGUGCUCGUUAAAACUCGAAAUGUAAGGAGGUUCGGAGCAAGGCCAGUUGUAGACCUCGAAAUCACAGCAGUCUCGUUUCAUCAUCAUUAUCUCUGUUCUAUAAAGCUGUCACUGUCGUCAUCGCUCCUCAUCAUAUUGAUUUUGUAUUUACCAUCACCAGAUGACAUAGUUGAUUUUCCCCUUUAUGUUGAGGCAAUACGGUUUGCUUUUCAUGAAGAGGGCAUGAUUCGUACUGCAGUUCGUGCUUUGACGUUAAAUGUUUAUCAUGUUGGAGAUGAUUGUGUUAAUAAAUAUAUAGCCAACGCCCCUCAGACGGAUUAUUUUUUGAACUUGCUCAAAUUUUUCCGAGAGCAUUGCAUCGGCCUAAAUGAAUUGGUCUCACAGGCUUCCGGGAGCCUCGGCUUCGAAUCAACCUCUUCCAUUCUUUCUGCUGUUGAUGAAAUCGAAGACAAUCUUUACUAUUUUAGUGAUGUUAUUUCUGCUGGGAUUCCUGAUAUUGGGCGAUUAAUAACAGACAACAUAUUGAAGCUUUUGGUAUUUCCAUUGCUUCUUCCAUCGCUGAGUAUAGGAGUUGUUAAUGAAACAAAAAUCAGUGCUGUCACUUCUCUGUAUUUACUAUGUUGUAUCCUGCGCAUUGUUAAAAUCAAAGACCUGGCAACUAGUGUUGCUGCUGCCUUUUUCUGCCCCCUAGAAACCUUUAUGCCAAGUGCUGAGGCAAAACAAAAUGGCUAUAUGUCUAGCUGUGGGCCCGCUCUUGAUAGCCAAAAGGAUGACAACAGUAACCUUAGUUUUGAGUGUGAUUCUGAAAGGUUACAAGCCUCCAUUCCAAACUUAUCUAGUUCUUCACAAACUCAAUCAGGCAAGGAUGUCUUGUGGCAUGAUUCCAAUGGUUCUCAUUUGGACUUAAGGUGAGACGUCAUUAAUCAUCUAACUUCUUGCUUUUCUUCUAGUACUUGUUUUUAUGCAAUGAGUUUGAUUAGUUCAUUUAAUUGCAAGAUGUUCUGGAAACAUUUAUAUUAUACGACUGGCAUCGAAAUUUGAGUAAUUUAUCUAAAUUAUAUUAUACCAGCUGCUAAACUUGGAAGAUGAAGCUCAAAGAGUAAGUCAGACAUGCAAAGAUGUCAUAUUUGGAUUGGUGUCAUGAAUUAAGGGGUCGUUUGGUAACGUUUUUG